This is a messenger RNA of Dromaius novaehollandiae (emu), 3370 nucleotides long. RefSeq names its product YdjC chitooligosaccharide deacetylase homolog (gene YDJC). NCBI's taxonomy places the organism in Eukaryota, Metazoa, Chordata, Aves, Casuariiformes, Dromaiidae. Gene Ontology annotation, biological process: carbohydrate metabolic process. The transcript has 6 exons. Gene Ontology annotation, molecular function: deacetylase activity. Bases 251 to 1177 code for a protein of 308 amino acids. The record is from RefSeq and is a predicted model, not a curated record.
CCGCGCGAGGGCAGAGCCGGGAGCGCCGGGGCCGGCGGCACUGCGAGCCGCUGCCGCCAGGGGCCGCCCGCGCCCGGCGCUCAGCGCUGCGGCGGCGGUGCCGGCUGCGCCGCGGCGGAGCUGCCCGGGGGGCCGCGCUGGCCGCCCCGAGGGCGGCGGGGGGGCGGGCGGAGCCGCCGCCGGGGCCGGGCCCCCCCUGCCGCGGGGCCCCCCGCCCGGGCCCGGCGGAGCGCAGGGAUGACCUCCGAGGAUGCCCCAGGUGAAGCUGAUCGUCACCGGGGAUGACUUCGGCUAUUGUCCUCGGAGGAACCAAGGCAUCGUGGACUGUUUCCUGGCUGGAGCCGUGUCCAACGUGUCCCUCCUGGUCAAUGGAAGCGCGGCAGCAGAUGCAGCCCGGCUGGCGGGGAGAUACAACAUCCCAAUAGGCCUGCACGCCAACCUCUCUGAGGGCUCUCCUGUCUGUGAAGUGCUCAAGACAAACUCUUCUCUGCUUAACCAAGAUGGAUUCUUCCAUGGGAAAAUGGGAUUCAGAACAGCUUUAUCAAAAGGUCUCCUGAAAAUGUCAGAGGUGAAGCAGGAGCUAAGGGCACAGGUAGAGCUGUUCCGUGAGCUGACGGGCCACCUACCUCCUCACAUGGAUGGGCACCAACAUGUUCAUGUCCUACCAGAGGUCAGGCAUGUAUUUGCACAGGUGUUAGAAGAGUAUGGGAUUGAGUACACACGUAUCCCAAUAGAACCAGGCCUUCAUAAGUGUGACUGGAUUGCACCAUCUCUGAUGGACUUCUAUCGGGGAGUAGAAGACGACUCUCUUAACACAGUGGAUGUGUUUACAAGGCACGGAAUAAGGUGGCCUAACAUUUACAUAGGGUUGAGUACCAUGGGUAAGAACAUGUCUGUGAGUAAUAUCUGGAGUGCCAUUGACACGGCCAUUGGGGAUUUCACUUCCAAGGUGCCCUCACCCGCACACCCAGAUCCACAGAGCAAGACAGUAACAAUUGAACUGAUGGUGCAUCCAGGGUACCCGAGCGUCCCACCCAUCGGCGGCUGUGGGGAAGGACCAGACGAUUUCUCUCAGUCCUGGGAACGCCUGCACGAACUCCAGACUUUAAUCAAGCCAGAGCUGCAGAGCCACUACAAAACCAGGAACAUUCAGCUCUGCUCAUUUAAAGAUAUUUAAAUGAACAAGCAUACAUACAUACGUACGUUUGUACGCUGAAGAUAUGCCGUUGGUAAUAUCCCAGGAACCUAAACCGUUGUUACCACUGUUAGUAAUACUUCCUGAUACAGUUGAUGGGAGCUGUGAAUGGCUGGGAACAGCAUAAGGACUUUCAGGGAAGGAGAGCCACCUGGACCCUGUAAGCAUCUGUGGGCAGUAUCACAGAACAGCUAGUCCUAACUGGCAUUUUUUUAAGCCACGACAGCUGCUUUGAAUGUGACAAAUCUCUUCUGCAUCACCCCCUCACACACCAUUCCAGUGCAGCGGAGCAGCCAAGGCCUAACCAUCCUACCGGAUUUCAAUUCCGGCCAGCACAGUGGCAAGCAGCACGAACACACACUGACGUUAGACCAAGGAGCGCUUACAGCAGUUUGUGAUCUUUUCUUUGUGAGAAAACUACUCCCCUUAACUGCAAAAAGACGGGGUAAGGAGCAAAGGCCGCUCGCUCCCUGUAGAGUGCCCAGGGGAGGCCUGGCGACCUCCACUGUUAGUUUUUUUUUCUAAAGUACUUGGAUAGACAGUCCUGAUUUGGUGCUUGGUUACUCUCAUGUGCACACUUGCGCCUGCACAGUUAUGGCAAGGGGUGUGUUAUUUCAGACCAUUUCUCCGGUCAGAACAGUCAGAGCUGUUUUAGCCCGGUCUGCAGUCAUAUUCCAUGCAAGUCCUCAGCCAGAGGUUGGUAGUUCUAUUUACGUUGCCUCUUGGCAUUCAGCCAUCACAGGAAAGUAGCAUCAAUGACGGCCUUUUCAGAGAGGCUUUUUCUCUCUUUUUUUUUUUUUUUGGAUGACUUUGCAAGAACAGCAACUGUUGACCCAUCUGCUAUUUCAGUCACUGCUGCAUAUAACAGCUCACCAGCAACUGUUAAUGCACUGCCCACUGCCUUUCAUGACAAAUGCAUGGGAUGGCCAUGUACCUACCAUGAGUAAAUUUUCAAGCAUGGAGAAGGCCAUUUCCAUUUUUAUUCCCUGCAUGAAAGCAUUCAAAAUUCAACAAACCCUGGUAAUUUGCUGUAUUAAGGUUACAUUGCAGUUUCAUCCGUAGUCCUGUUUCAUUCACCUAUAACUUCCUCAGAGAAAAAAAAUCUUCCUUUAGAUUAUUCAUACUCACUGUCCUCUCAAAAGGGAUCUAUUUAAUGUCAUAUUUUUUAAUGUUAAAACUUCAAUAUGUCCAUCAUUCUUUUAAGUGAAGAAUAAACUCAGGCCUUUUUUUAUUGAAAUGCUUUAGGAGGCUCUUUGGCUUUUAAGUUUUAACUGCUAGGAGAACAAACUAAAGAACACGUAUGAGUAUCUGCUUCUACUGUGCAGCCUACAGAGUGCCGAAAGGACAGAUUUCUCCAUCGUUAUUGGGAGCCAUUCGACGUUUUCUCUAAAGCAAUUGAGGAACUUUUUGUUCUGUACAUACAUGAAAAACAUAACAUCGAGGUUGCUUUAUAUGGUAUUUUUUCAUGUUCUUCCCUAAAUUAUUGUCACAAAAUUAAUUCAACAUAGGAGAGAUAUAUAUAUUAUUUUAAACAAUGUCUCUAUCUACCAUGCUGUAUAGAUGAAACACAGAGCAGUUGAGUCAUAUUAAAAUCGUAGUUACCGUUUGGAAAGAUGCUUUCUGAAGCUUGUCUCAUCAGCGUUUCAUGGUAAAGGUUUCUGCCAUGUCAUAAACGAGAAUAAAAAACCCCCAAGAGAUUUUAGAACUGCAGCUGAUUAACAGACAAAGUGACCAAAGUUGCAGAGAUCAGUUAGACGUGUGAGUGCCAUCUAGUGACUGAUAUUUAUUCAUGUCCAGUAACAUGCCUGGCAGCAACGUGAAUUUCUAAUGCUAGAGCUCAGGUUUUUACAUUAUGUUACCACGUUUUGUUGGAUAAUUUUUAACCAUCUCUAACUCUUUUAAAUUACUCCAUGUUUAACUCAUGAAUUUGCUUUGCUCGCAAUCAUCAGGACGUUAUAUACCUGUUCCCUUCUAUUUGUAUGCAGUUUUACUUCAUUCACACUAACUAAACACUGAAAUCAACAUGAUGGCAGUCUUACCUGAGUUGGUUUUGUAUUGCAAACAGAAAUAAAUAUUUUGUAAAUUCUGUAUUUUUAAUGAAAAGCAUUAAAAAAAUUUUAAUUUCAAAAAAAUUAAAUGGGGAAAUGAAUAAAAAACUACUGAAAGACUUCUAAA